UUGUUGCAAUUUUCGAUGACGUGCUUCGUGAAACAGGUCAAAGAAUACAAAAACCCACUUUCAUUAAGCGUAUUAAUUGAUGAUUCAUCGAAGCUACGGAAGUUAUUUUGAUAAAAGAAUGAGUCAAGUUCGUUUAUUUGAAUUAAAUAAAUUUAGGGAAAAAUGCGUAGCUUGAAGUUCGGGUUCGAAGCUGUCUGUUAUCGCUCGUUUUCACAAAGGAACAAUGUGAUAACUGAUAAGAUAGUCGGUGGAAGUUAUUGGUCCAUGAAUCACGACUCGAAAAAGGCUGAAUACACGCCCUAUUCGAAUUCCAAAGCCAAAAUUCGGCGUAACGCAUGCGUUUUUGUUGGGGGUGGCGCGGUGUAGCCAAGUGGUGAAAAUUUCGCGCGUUUAAAGGUGGUUUCCGGUGAUAUUUUCGUCAGUUUUGGAGUGGUUGUGGCAGCAGUGGUGGCGACAAAGUUGCUACGCAUGCCUCAGUGCUUGUGGUUUUUGCGAUAUAGCUACUUAACUUAUUUUAGCUAUUUCCAAAAUUGCGUUGGUGGCGGAGAAGCGCUACGACAAUGCGUGGACAGGUCGCGUUUCUUCAGUUAUAAUUGAUAGAAUGAGUCGUGUCGUCAGUUGCAAUCGAAAAAGAUUAAAAUAAAGCAGUCUAAUAAUGGAACAACAUGUGUAAAACAUUGUGAUAUAGAGUAAUAUUAAAUUAAUGACCAAAUUUUCAAAUGUAUGGAAUGGCGCCAAUGAUUUAUCCUUCGUCUGUGUUUGCGGUAUUUUUUAUAAUCUUUUGGUUUGCUAUGUGGCUUUUACAUCUUAUAGCAAUAUUCUAUGGCAAAUACAGGCUGCAUAAUAAAGUGUCAACCCUUCCCCCUGACGAGCCCUGUCCGGGAGUUUCGAUUCUAAAGCCGCUUAUGGGUGUAGAUAGCAAUUUAUCAACAAAUUUAGAGACCUUUUUUACGAUGAACUACCCUGUGUACGAGCUUCUCUUUUGCAUAGAAGAUGAAACCGAUCCCGCGAUUAAAGUCGUAAACACGCUGAUUGAAAAAUACCCCAAAGUUGCAGCUCAUGUGUUCAUUGGGGGCUCACUAGUCGGUGUUAACCCCAAAAUCAACAACAUGAACCGGGCGUACGAAGCCAGCAUCUAUGACCUGAUACUCAUAUCUGACAGUGGGAUAAGAAUGAAAGAAGACACUUUAUUGGACAUGGUUAACCACAUGGACGAGAAGACGGGAUUGGUUCAUCAGCUUCCGUUCACGUGUGACAGGCCUGGCUUUGCGGCAACUUUAGAAAAGAUAUAUUUUGGUACAGCACAAUCUAGGAUAUACUUAACUGCUGAUUUCGUCCGUACAAAUUGUCACACUGGGAUGUCAGCCCUCAUGCGAAAGCCUGUUCUGGAGGAACAGGGGGGUUUGAAGUCGUUUGGAUGCUACCUAGCCGAGGAUUUUUUCAUAGCACAAUCGUACAUUAAGAAAGGGUGGAGAACUGCAAUAAGCAGCCAACCAGCGAUGCAAAAUUCGGGAAUUUGUGAUAUUGAGAGUUUCCAAGCGCGCCUCACACGGUGGGCGAAGCUGCGAGUGGCAAUGAUCCCGUAUGUGAUCCUCUUGGAGCCUCUCUCCGAGUGCAUGAUGAUCGGCGCGUGCACGGCCUGGUCCGUGAGCGUCCUUUUCCAAUGGGACUUUUGUGUGUUUUACCUAGUGCAUAUUUUAAUAUGGUUUAUCUGUGAUUGGACCCUAUUAUGCGUAGUUCAGAACGGUUCCUUGCCUUUUAAUAAAUUUCAUUUCGUAAUUGGUUGGUUGUUCAGGGAGUUGUCGGGUCCCUACUUGUUCAUCAACGCUGUGCUGGACCCCCCCAUCAAAUGGCGCAAUAGGGUCUUUAAGCUGGCUUGGGGGGGCGUCGCCCAGGAGCUGCAUCCUAGGAUAAAGUGCUAAUUUAAACAAAUUUAUUGUGUUAGUCCUUGUUAAUUUAUAAACCCAUCACAUCCCCAGUAUUUCGGUUGAGUGGACCCACCAUUUAGAGCCUCGUCUUGUACUUAUCAAGUACUUCUCGAUCAUUUCAUUCAUUUGUUGCUUUAACAAAGAUUGUAAAUCACAAGAUGUAAAUAUAAAGCAAUAUAUUGUGAUAAAGAUCAUACUUAUGUAAAUAUUGUUGCAUCAAACACUGGAAAUAUCCGAAAGCGAGUUUCGGAAAAUCGAUCACCCUGUACUUAUUUGUUAUUCGAUCAAUUUUGAGUUAAGUGCUAAAUGGUGGGUUCGAACUUGUGGUUCGAUUACGUCACAUUUUCAUUCGAAUUCAAUAUACAUAUCACAAGUACCUAAUCAUGUGUUUUCGCAUUUUGACCACUGAUUGCUACUUUCGCUUCGAGACGUUUGGAGUAACAUUUAGAAUUUAAUUCAAGACUGAUCGCUUGAUUGUUUAAUUUAUGUUCAGUUGGCCAUUUUGUAUUCAUUAUUUUUUAAUAUAUUAUUUUAAUCAA
Tribolium castaneum (red flour beetle) is the source of this 2467-nucleotide messenger RNA. RefSeq names its product Glucosylceramide synthase (gene GlcT). The record is from RefSeq and is a predicted model, not a curated record. The coding region runs from base 720 to 1922 and encodes 400 amino acids. Gene Ontology annotation, biological process: glucosylceramide biosynthetic process. NCBI's taxonomy places the organism in Eukaryota, Metazoa, Arthropoda, Insecta, Coleoptera, Tenebrionidae. The transcript has 6 exons. Gene Ontology annotation, molecular function: ceramide glucosyltransferase activity. Gene Ontology annotation, cellular component: membrane.